UGCAACUCUUGUGAAAAUCCAAUUUAUCAUAUUACCUGUUUAAAUGAAAGUAAUUAAGAUCAAAACUAAAAUCAUUCUGAUGAUGUCCAUGCACUUGACUCUUUUAUAAAGAUGGGAAUUUCAUUUUGAGAAUUGUUCAACCAUUGAAAUAUUUUAGGGGAAAAAUGUAAACAGAACUUUCAGACCUAAGCUCUACACUUUACCAUUUAGUUGUGGAGACACUGGUAGAUUUUUCUUUAUUACUUUUAUGUAGUUUCUUUGUGUAUUGGUUUAUUUUUGCAGAUCUGUACAGCUGUUUUGUUGUCUAUUGUCUUUAUUUUAGCAGGAGCUUGAGUCUGAAAUACAGUUUCUGUCUGUCUUGUAGGGUUGGACAAUAAAUCAGUUAUAUGUAUCACGAUACACACGUGAUCAAUAUCAAUAGAUAGUAAGUCUGACAGAAUAUUCAAUAGAAUAUUCUCUGAACUCUGAUCCAGAACCACAUACCAUUCUGGAGGAUGUAGGCACAGUCAAGGCUUCUCAACCUCUCAAGGCUAGCUCAUCUAGGUUGAUGGCUUCAUUUAACUCACUGGUGAACUAGCAACAAGCUGUUGAGUAACUUGCGGAGCAGCAGUUUAAUGUUUCACCACUGUGCCUCAUAAAUGUUUUUAAAAAACAUUAUGGUGUGAAAGCUGUGGAUAAAAUGGGAAAGGUCACAUCACCAGUUUGGCAGUAUUUCAGAUAUAAAAAAAAAUUGAUAUAAAAUAAUAAAAAAUGCUUGUAUCGUGAAAUGUUUUUCAGUAAUAUCAUUCAACCCUAUUCUCAUGUUCAUAAUAAAUUUUUUGGAAUGUUAUGUUUUAUUAGACAUUAUUCAUUAGUUAUUGUGUGUAAUUGUCACAGGAUGGAUGAGAUAUAUGACUUCUUAAAAUCACGGGAUGUUUCAGAGGAAGUCAUACAACGACUGCAAAAGGAUAAGAUUGACUCCAGUGUCCUUCUGCUCAUGACAGAUGAGCAGCUUAAGGAGUAUCUCCCAUCUUAUGGUGACCGACUGGCACUUCUCGGAUAUUGCAGACGAAGGGAAAAUGAUCCUGCUGGCCGGAAAUCAAAACUUUUUGACCGAUUGAGAGCCAAGAUUUCCAGGAACAAAGGCAACGAUCAAAAGCAGAUCUCAGAAAAUGUUAGCAUCAGAAAUGCUCAAAAAACUGUUCGAAAAGUUGAGAUAGGAUGGAUGAAUUCUCGAGAUGGGGAGCUUUUACAAGUUCGGACAAAGAAAGGUGGUGGAACAAGAAAAAUUGAUGUGUCAAAGGACUGUAGAAAAAAUGACUUAAUUGAAAAGGCAGUGGGUUUGUUUUUUCCGUCUCAAAGAAAUUCACAUGGAAGAAUUACAGAUUUUGAGGUUGACAUGACAGAUUUCCAGGAACAUUCACUUGAUGAACAUAUUACAGUUGGAGAACUUUAUGAGCAGACAAAACUACCUGUUUUGCGUUUUUACCUAACAACCAAAAAGAAGGACACUGGCAGCGACUCAGAACCAGACAACCCCAGUGGAAAUGACCAAGACACUUUAAGGUUUUCUACUCACUCUCAAGUUUGCACACCACUGACUCAAUCCAAAGCACCAGACAGCAUUGAUGCCAUAUAUGUUGGAACCAGCAUUGUCCUGACAAACAGCAGCAGUGAUAAUGUUCACCUAGUUUACUCUACUGAUGACAUGGGUGAUUUGUCCAAUGUCCAAGAGCUAGAUGCAGGAAUCAAUGGGGACAUUUUAGAAGACAGUGGCACUGUUACCUUUUUCACAGGACACAUUUCUGACACAGAUAGUGUCAGUCUUGAUGACACCCUUCCUCUGUCUCCACAGCCAUCUAGUCCAGUGCUUUCUUCUUCACAAUUUGAUUCUUUGAACGAGCCAAUUGUUCAGAGAGAAGGGAUUAAGAAAAUCCUUGUUCUUCACCGUGGCCAGAUCCUGAAAGAACUAAUUUCACAUUUUUGUGAUCCAGGUGUCACUCAGGAGGACAUAUGUAUUCAAGUGGUGCUCCCUGAUGGAAGGCGAGAAAAGGCUGUUGAUGAUGGAGGAGUUUUGAGGGAUGUCCUCUCAGAAUUUUGGCAGGACUUUUAUGAACAGUGUACAAUGGGCAAUAACUUUAAGGUGCCCUACUUGCGUCAUGAUUUUGGACAGCAACAAUGGGAAAGCAUUGGCCGAAUUAUUGCCUUUGGCUGGCAAAAACAGAAGUACCUGCCUAUAAAACUUGCUCCAGUAAUACUGGAACAAGCAGUUAUUGGUUCUAUAAAGAGUCCUCUUGUUGAUAGCUUCUUAAGGUAUGUUACAGAGUACGAUCGGAUGGUGUUUGAAUCUUGCCUUUCAGAUUUUCAGAGUGUUGACAAAGAAGAGCUUCUGGAAAUCAUGGAUAUCCAUAACUGUCGAAGAGUACCAACAGCUGAUAACAUAGAGCUACUACUUGAGGAGCUUGCCCACCAAAAGCUCAUUCAGGAACCUGCCUUUGUUAUUGAGCAGUGGAGCACUGUCCUUUCCCCGCUGAGGUCUGAGAUGGAAAGUAUUACAGCUGCAUAUGAAAAUCUCCAGCCAACAUUAAGAAAGGUUAUAAAUUCAAUUGUAUACCCUGUAGUCAUGAAUGCACAGCAGAAAAACAUCAGCAAAUAUUUAAAUUCUUAUCUCAGAGAAUCAGACUCACAACACCUGUCACUUUUUCUGCGGUUCUGCACAGGAUCUGAUUUGUUUCUUCAAAAAACUAUCAGUGUUAGCUUCACUCAACUUCAAGGUAUUCAGAGACGGCCAGUUGCCCACACAUGCGGUUGCUACCUAGAGUUGCCAGUUAAUUAUGAUAACUAUCCAGAGUUUCGACACGAAAUAAACAAGGUCCUAGAAAGUAGUGUAUGGGUGAUGGAUAUAGUCUAACAGACUUCAGCUGAAGAACAUGUGAGUUUAAGGAAUCUUUGGUAACACCUUAUUUGAAGGGGUGUGCAUAAGACUGACAUGACACUAUCAUAAAC
Xiphophorus hellerii (green swordtail) is the source of this 2985-nucleotide messenger RNA. RefSeq lists its product as uncharacterized. Bases 767 to 2890 code for a protein of 707 amino acids. Lineage: Eukaryota; Metazoa; Chordata; Actinopteri; Cyprinodontiformes; Poeciliidae. Gene Ontology annotation, molecular function: ubiquitin-protein transferase activity. The transcript is spliced from 2 exons. The record is from RefSeq and is a predicted model, not a curated record.